Pygocentrus nattereri (red-bellied piranha) is the source of this 1316-nucleotide messenger RNA. RefSeq names its product selenoprotein T, 1b (gene selenot1b). Gene Ontology annotation, biological process: cell redox homeostasis. Gene Ontology annotation, cellular component: endoplasmic reticulum membrane. NCBI's taxonomy places the organism in Eukaryota, Metazoa, Chordata, Actinopteri, Characiformes, Serrasalmidae. The transcript has 6 exons. Gene Ontology annotation, molecular function: thioredoxin-disulfide reductase (NADPH) activity. The record is from RefSeq and is a predicted model, not a curated record.
ACGAGCUAAGCGGAAGAGCCGCUGUUGUCUCAGCUCUCCUAGCCGCCGCCGCAGGAUGGGGACGCGGUGUUUAUCGCUCUUGUUCCUCUCCGUUCUCCUCCUGUAUCGCGCCACGGCCGACAACGGCAGCGUGAAAAAACUCAAAAUGCAGUACACGACGGGACCUCUGCUUAAAUUCCAGAUCUGCAUAUCCUGAGGAUAUAAGCGGGUGUUUGAGGAGUACACUCGGGUUCUGACCCAGAGGUACCCAGACAUCCGCAUACAAGGGGAGAACUACUUGCCCCAGCCCAUAUACAGACACAUUGCUUCCUUCAUGUCCAUGUUUAAGCUUGCUAUAAUUGUCCUCAUCAUUGUGGGAAAGGACCCGUUUGCACUUUUUGGUGUGGAAAGCCCUAGAAUCUGGGCUUGGGGCCAGGAGAAUAAGAUAUAUGCUUGUAUGAUGGUGUUCUUCCUCAGUAACAUGAUUGAAAACCAGUGCAUGUCUACUGGCGCCUUUGAGAUAUCACUGAAUGAUGUGCCUGUUUGGUCCAAGCUAGAGUCCGGCCACCUUCCCUCCAUGCAGCAGUUGGUUCAGAUCCUAGAGAACGAGAUGAAGCUUAAUGCACAUAUGGACACUCUGCCCCUCCAGCGCUCUUAAGUCAAGAUGGUUGGACAGUCAGAGUUAUGCCCUUUUCUGUAUACGACAGGAGUUCCCAGUCAGUAAGGUGGCUCUAAUGAAGGUCUGCGCUGAAAGCAGUGCGUCUGCUAGUGUAGACUGGAUGUCCCCGUCCAUUUUACUGCUAGUUGUGGGACUCCUGACGUACACAGUGGGUUAACCGCCUCUGGCUUAGCGACGGUUUUAUCGUAAUGGUGGGACGUCUUAUUUGAAAUGUGCUUGUGGACUCUAAACAAUAUGCAAUAGGCAGUAUUUUACUGAGCUUAGCUAUUCAUUGUCAAUCAGUAAGCAGUUUGAAUGCAUAAGGUGCUGACAGUCGGUGAGAGUGAGAGAUGUGCUUGUGCAUUUCCCAUCAUAUUAACUGUAUUUCUGUACGUUUUGAGGGCCAAAGUUAUAUGUUUAUCACUGCAAACACACUUUUUCCACCCAACUUUCUUUUUUUUUAUAUACUUAUGCAUAAUUUUACAGAUUAAUUUUGUCUGAUUGUAAACAAAGAAACGCACAGGUGUAAAUUAUUGUGAAUUUACCUAUAAGGUCAAAGAGUUUUAUCCAUAUCCAAAUCUUAGCUGAAUACAAAUUAAAUACAUUUUUGCAUAUUUAUCCAGAUCAUGAAAUGUACUUCAGACUCAAUAUAUUUCAAUUUGUUGUGAUUUUUUUUUUU